GCUAGUGGAAGAGGCAAAUAAUCAAACACCUGAGCUGCAACGCACUGUAAAUACCAAAAACCCAAGAAUGGAGCCAUCUCCCUAAAAAGGUUUUGAAAGUACUUUAGAUGCGCCAAUCUUUCCUUUCUCAUCUGUGCGACUGUGUCUUUCACAAUGUUCGGCGCUCAAUCUUCUACUCCGGCCUUCGGUACUCCCUCGUCCACCCCUGCAUUCGGGACUCCGUUGUCGACACCGGCUUUUGGUACUCCGUCAUCGACACCGGCUUUUGGUACUCCGUCCUCUACGCCGGGUUUCGGCACUCCGUCUUCGACCCCAGGCUUUGGAACCCCGUCGACCCCGGCUUUCGCUACUGGUUUUGGCUCGUCUCUCUUUUCUACGCCAUUCGCGUCACAAACGCCGCAGCAGCAGACUUCGCUGUUUCAGCAGCCGUCCACUGGCUUUGGAUUCCAGACUCCAAUUGCCGCGCCGCAAACGACGCCCUUCCCCAAUGCGCAAUUGACCACUCAGAUGGCACCUGUGGCGCCCCUUCCUUUCUCUCUCGCCGAUCGCGACAUUCAAGCAAUUGUUGAUGCGUACAAGGACGAGCCUGGAAACCCUAAGUAUGCCUUUAAGCAUUUGUUGUUCAGUGUCACUGAGCCGCAGUAUAGGGUGAAGCCUGCUGGCGUAUCAGAUAUCAUGUGGGCAGAGGCUAUGGCAAAACUGGAAGGUAUGGAUAGUACAGAUCGGGAACGUCUUUGGCCACAGCUUGUUCAGGGUUUCAAGGAUCUCUCACAGCGCCUGAAGAUCCAAGAUGAAGUUAUUCUUUCAGAUGCCGAGAGAUUGAGAACGACACAAAGCAAUGUGAAAAUGCUCCAAAGACAUUUUCAGGCAGACACUCUUCCUUGGAUUGAGAGAUUGAGACAGAAGGAGCAAAGUCUUCAGAGGCGCUUAUUAAGGGUGAUGAGAAUAGUUGAGGCACUGGAGAAUAAAGGUUGCAGGUUUCCCUUAAUGAAAGGGGAAGCAGAAUUGGCUGAGAAAUUAGCUGCAAUAACCAGGCAGCUGAAAGGAUCUGGAGCAGAGCUUUCAAGGAGAGUUCAGAACCUGCUUACUGUAUCUCGUGUACAAGCAACUGCUAUUAGUGGUGGUUCUGUUUAUCUUCCAGGGUCAACCAAAAUUGAUGAUCAGUCUCUCGCCAAUAUGCAGGAGGUUUUACAACAACAGACCGAGGUGAUUGCUAGGCUUGGCACUGUGUUGAAGCGUGAUAUUAGGGAUAUGGAAAUUAUAAUGGCGGAGGACACAGAAAUGACAGAAGAUGUGAGCUUGGGAGGUGAGAUAGAAAUCUAAAAAAUCUUGCUGAUUUUGUUAAUCAUAUUUUUUCACAUGUUGAAGUUUUGUCAUUUGAUAAAACAGUAGUAAAUUUAUUUACUGACUGAGAUUACUGUUGAUCUUGAGAAGUUUUAUCAAAUGUUCAUAGAUUUUGGUCAAA
Messenger RNA from Tripterygium wilfordii, 1465 nucleotides. RefSeq names its product nuclear pore complex protein NUP54-like. Bases 154 to 1323 code for a protein of 389 amino acids. The record is from RefSeq and is a predicted model, not a curated record. Gene Ontology annotation, cellular component: nuclear pore; nuclear pore central transport channel. Gene Ontology annotation, biological process: nuclear pore organization; protein localization to nuclear inner membrane; NLS-bearing protein import into nucleus. Gene Ontology annotation, molecular function: structural constituent of nuclear pore. The transcript has 9 exons. Lineage: Eukaryota; Viridiplantae; Streptophyta; Magnoliopsida; Celastrales; Celastraceae.